CUGACCCUGCGUGCCUUUCAUAGGGCAUUUCUGGAAGGAGAGAGCGUGUGUGUGCGCGCGUGUGUGCGCAUGGGAGCGCAAGAGCUUGAGCCAGCACACGUGCCUGUGAGGAGUAAGUGGGAGGGGGCUUGCAGGGGAGGGGGUGCUGCUAGGUGAGGGGGAACUGCAGGGCCUCAGUUGCCAAGAGGCUGGUAGUAUCUGUCAGCUGUUUGCACACUGUUUACCCAUAGGAGAUCUAUUACAAGUGCUCAAAUGAACCGGCAGCUUGGGAACUAGCAGCUUCCUGGGAGCUGCAAUUAUAUAAGCAUAUAUUUUUAAUAUAAUAAUAAUUAAAAAACAAGCAGCAGCGGUAUGCCUGGAUCAGCUACAGCUCUCCGACAAGAGAGGCUGAAGAAGACCAAUGCAAGGCCAGUCCCCCUUGGUUUAUUCACCAUUAAUGAGGAAGAUGAACAGCAAAAGAAUGGAAAUUCCAGAAGACCGAAAGCGCCUGACAGCCACAAAGUGCAAGAGAAGAAAACUGCUGCCUCCAACCGGCCCUCCUCUGCUGUUUCAGGACAAAAUAGCAACCCCUCAGGAAAUAGACCAGACCCUCCACCUGUGCUGCGGGUUGACGACCGGCAGCGGCUGGCCCGGGAGCGGCGUGAGGAACGGGAGAAGCAGCUAGCUGCGAGAGAAGUCAUCUGGUUGGAGAGAGAAGAGCGAGCCAGGCAGCACUACGAAAAGCACCUGGAGGAGCGGAGGAAGAAGUUAGAGGAGCAGAGGCUGAAGGAAGAACGGAGGAGGGCUGCUGUGGAGGAGAAGCGGAGGCAGAGGCUCGAGGAGGACAAGGAACGCCAUGAAGCUGUUGUACGACGUACGAUGGAAAGGAGCCAGAAGCCAAAACAGAAGCAUAACCGGUGGUCCUGGGGAGGUGCUCUCCAUGGGAGCCCCAGCAUCCACAGUGCAGAUCCAGACAGGCGGUCAGUUUCCACCAUGAAUCUUUCGAAACAUGUUGAUCCGGUCAUUAGCAAGCGGCUCUCCUCUUCAUCUGCAACUUUACUAAAUUCUCCAGAUAGAGCUCGCCGCCUGCAGCUCAGCCCAUGGGAGAGCAGCGUCGUUAACAGAUUGCUGACGCCCACACAUUCGUUCCUGGCCAGAAGUAAAAGCACAGCUGCCUUGUCUGGAGAUACAGCAUCUUGCAGCCCCAUCAACAUCAUGCCCUACAAAGCUGCACACUCUAGAAAUCCGACGGAGCGACCAAAAUUCUUUGUAACAGCGCCCGAGGGCUCCGCGCGAAGGAGGACUGUUCACGGCACAGCGGGCUAUAAAAGAGAGAGGGAGAGAGAAAAUGUACCCUUCCACCUCACAUCCAGCUUCCGAAGGGCUCUAUCUCCAUCUCAUCCCAAAGCCAGGUCUCCAGCUUCCUCCGACUUUGGUGAGUGAAAUGUAAGAGGCUGGCUCCCAUCCAAGUCCUUUCCCCAUUUGCCUGGCACACCCAGACCAACCUCUGCGUCUCCUGGAUCAGUCAAAGCUGCCCCUGCUCAGGUCCGGCCCCCCUCCCCCGGCAACAUCCGCCCCAUCAAGAGAGAAGUCAGAGUGGAACCCGACAGAAAAGACCCUGAGAAAGAACCUCAUAAAGUUGCCAACGAGCCCUCACUGAAGGGCAGAACACCUUUAGGGAAGGUAGAAGAAGCCACAGUUGAAGAAGGGACACCCGUCGAAGCAGAGGCUGCCCCUGCUGCUCCAGCAGCAGCCCCAGCUCCAGUCCCAGCCUCCGAACCAGCGCCAGGUCCAGCCUCAGCCUCCACGCCAGUCCCGUCCCCCACUGUGACUGCCAGUACUUCUCCUAAGACCUCUGCAGGCACCACCGACCCGGAAGAGGCCACGAGGCUGCUGGCAGAGAAGAGGCGGCUGGCCCGAGAGCAGAGAGAGAAGGAGGAAAGGGAGAAGAGGGAGAAGGAAGAGCUGGAAAGACAAAAGAGGGAGGAGUUGGCUCAAAAGGUGGCUGAAGAGAGAACCCGCCGGGAGGAGGAGGCCCGCCGGCUGGAAGCAGAGCAAGCCCUGGAGAGGGAAGAGCAGCUGCGGCAGCAGGAGGAGGAGCGGGCGCGGCGCGAGCGGGAAGAGAUGGAGCGCGUCCAGAAGCAGAAAGAAGAAGAAGCGCGUGUUCGCGAAGAAACAGAGAGGGUCCGGCAGGAACGGGAGAAGCAUUUCCAGAAAGAAGAGCAGGAGCGUCUGGAGAGAAAGAAGCGACUUGAGGAGAUUAUGAAAAGAACCAGGAGAACAGAAGCUGCAGAUAAGAAAACUGUUGAUCAGAGAAACGGAGAUAUAACCAAGGGAGCUCUCACUGGAGGAACAGUGGUAUCUGCACUUCCAUGUAUGACAAACUCUCCAGGACAAGGAGAACCAGCAGCCAGCCCCCAUGCGGUUACCUCACACCAAUCCAAAGUGACUGCGGAGAGUACUCCCAAUUUGGAAAAACAACCAAAUGAAAAUGGAGUAUCAGUUCAGAAUGAAAAUUUUGAAGAAAUUAUAAAUUUGCCCAUUGGCUCUAAACCAUCCAGAUUAGAUGUCACCACCAGUGAGACUGCGGAUCUUCCUUUGAAUCCAAUCUUGGCCUUUGACGAUGAAGGGACACUUGGGCCACUGCCUCAGGUAGAUGGUGUUCAGACACAGCAGACAGCAGAAGUUAUAUGAGCAUUUCUUCUGAAGAACCAAAGCAGAAAUUUAGUAAGAAUUUCUACAAUUAAUGGAAUUCCUUCCAUGCUAUAAAGGAGUAUCCCCCUCCUCCAGUUUUCUAAGGAUUUCUUGAUCAUCAUUUUGAAAAGACUUUAUUAAAACCAGCGAAAGACAACAGACUGGAUAGCUUUUCUAAUAAUUUUUGCCAGUAGAGAAAAAGAAAUGCUCCUCGUUCUUCAGUACUUUAAAAUGGCUUUUUCCAGUGUGCUCCUUCUUAGGAAAUCAAUAUUUUUCUGCAUUCUCUAAAAGAUGAGAGCAUUUGACUAUAAAAAGAGAUGGGCUGAGUAGGCAUGAUUUUUCAUAUAGGUAUUUUGGUCUUUAAAAGCUAACAUGUAAAAUUGGCACAAAAAUUUUUACCUUUUACAGUAUAAUACUUGAAAUAUAAGUACCUCUUGGUUUCACAAGUAGAGUGAAUAGAAGAGGUGUUUAAAUUAAGCCUGUUUGUUUAUGUAUUACUACAACGCGCUCUGUUUGUAGAGGCAAACUAUAGGCAGGUUACCAGGUUCUUGUAAAUGCACCUUGUACAUGGACAUUCUGCAGACCCCGCCGUCCUGUUAUUCUUGCAUCUCUUUUUGGAAACGCAUACUCAACAGUUUUAAAAUGUGAAGAAAAAAAGUUAUUUUUUCAGAGCAAGAAAAUAAUUCACUGUCCUCUUAAAUAAUGUAUUUAUAAAGUUUUUUCAGAUUAAAACUAAUCAAAAUAAAUUAGAAUAAUGUGAGAACACUGCAAAAUUUGAUUUAUGGGAUGCAUUCCUGUGUCACCAUGAGAGAAUGUUGCCGAUGAUUCAGGGCUAUUUCUGAAGUCUCUUUAUUGCUGCUGUCCCCAGUGAUGGUGGGACUUAUCUUUGCCUUACCUGAUCACAAAUUAUAUGGGGGACGAGGGGGAGAUUAAGAUUUAGUAUUUCUUUAAAUAAAAAAAGAAUUUGGUUUUGCUCGUUUAAGAGCAAUGAAAAAGUGACAGAAUGUUGACUGUUUAGCACCCAGGACACUACAGGAUACCUUCCCGAAGGCCCUCGUUCUGCGUUGCAUCCAUGAGCUUUCACCUUUCAUUCUUCUUCUUCACUUUUGCUGCUGAGCUUAGCUGUAUAAACCUGCACUUUCAUUUGAUAAUAUAAAUUCAAUUUUAUUUUACCAUUCGAAGGAGAGAGAAUAUUGAGGGAACACAUUUUUAUUAUGGAGUGUUAAAAAAAAAGGUAAACUUCUGCCACUAGAGUGUGUUUUAGUAAAAGAGGGAUUAAUUAACCUACUAGAUUGAAUGAGAAGCUAUUCAUUUAUUGGACUGUUUCCUUAAAAUCCAAGCAUAUUGUCUUUAGUAACAGCUGUAAUUUGUUAAAACAUUAAUUUUGGGUUUUUCCCUAAUCUGAGUUGUCCAUGUACACAUAGUCAUAUUAAAAAAAAAAUGUGUUCAACCAAA
This is a messenger RNA of Vicugna pacos (alpaca), 4128 nucleotides long. The record is from RefSeq and is a predicted model, not a curated record. NCBI's taxonomy places the organism in Eukaryota, Metazoa, Chordata, Mammalia, Artiodactyla, Camelidae.